UGACUGCAGAGCAAAUGUGGGUGGGGAAUGUGUCGUCUGAAACUUUUUUCUGCUAUGAGAGCAGGUUGUUACUUCCUGGUGGAGUCUUUCAGCCCAGGCAACUACAGUCUGUCUGUAUGUUUAUUACUGGUUAUAUUUAUAUAACCAGUAAUAAAAAAAAAAUGGGCAUUGCAACAGAAAUGUAGCCAAGUUCAUCUGCUGUUGUAGAAAGCAGUCAUAUGCCUUUAAUGAAGGAUUAUGCCUAUGGAUUGCUGAGUAUGUACUGGGUGUGUUGACCCUGAUGGACAUCAUUUGGCUAUGAUUUAAACUCAAAUACAACCCAACAACUUGACAGCGAUGCAAAAUGGAGACUCCAAUUCCAGAAGUGUUGUUGGAUAUUCUUCAGGAUUUGGGAGAAAAGGAUCUGAAAUUGUUUUGGUGGCAUUUGAUCAACGGGGUGGAAGGUUUCAGGCACCUUCCAAAGGCUCAGCUGGAGAAUGCAGACAGACAAGACACGGUGGAUAAGAUGGUGCAAAGCUAUGAACACAGUGGGGCUGUGGAGAUCACACUAGUCAUCCUAAAGAAGAUAAACCAGAACCAACUGGCUGAGGACCUGAGGACCAGACUCAAAGCUUGUAGAGACAGAUGUCAUGAAGUAGCUGUUAAGAGUCCAGCACCCUCCCCCACUGCAGCUCAAGACAGAGCCAUAGGUAGUGCCAUCACUGCAGCAGCAGAUUCAGUACAGAGUGUCCUGAGAGAGUGUAGAAGAAGCCUUGAGGAAACAUAUGAAUGCAUCUUUGAAGGAAUGGCAAGAGAGAGAAAAACUGCUCUGGAAAACAUUUACACUGAGGUUUAUAUUAUUGAGGGUGAGACAAAGGUGAUACAUGGUAAAGAUGAGAUUUGGCCUACAGAACAAAAAUGCAGAGCCCAAUUCUCACGUGACAGUGCUGUUACCUUAAAUAAUAUCUUCACUCCCUUGCUUACAUAUGAAUCUAAUGAAGAAAGAAAAGGGAGAAAAAUCAGGACUGUGCUGACUAAAGGCAUUGCUGGGAUUGGAAAAACUGUUGCCGUUCAAAAGUUUAUGCUUGACUGGGCCAAAGGAAUUGCAAAUCCGGACAUAGAUUUUAUUUUUUGGUUUCCAUUCCGGGAGCUAAACUUAAUUAAAGAUGACAUAUACAGUCUGUAUAAACUGAUGAUUUAUUUUUAUCCUGAACUUGAGACAGUUACAGAAGCAUUUGUCAAGAGGCUCAAACUUGUGUUUAUUCUUGAUGGUCUGGAUGAAAGCCAGUUUGCACUGAAUUUUGUCUGCAAAAAUGUGUCUGAUACAACAAAAGAAACAAGAAUCAAUGAGAUACUGGUCAACUUGAUCAAAGGAAAAUUGCUUCCAAAUGCUAAUGUUUGGAUAACCUCACGACCUGCAGCAGCCAGUCAAAUUCCUUUUGAAUACUUCCACCGUGUAACAGAAAUUCAGGGAUUCAGUGAUGCUCAGAAAGAAGAAUACUUCAGGAGGAGAAUCAGUGACCAGGAAAAGGCAAACAUAAUUAUCUCCCAUAUCAAACAGUCAAAGACUUUGCAUAGCAUGUGCUACAUACCAGUAUUCUGUCAGGUCUCAGCCACUGUUCUUAAGCAAAUGUUUCACCAAAGCAAAAAGGAAAUCCCAAAAUCUCUGACUGAAAUGUAUGUACUUCUACUGCUCAUUCAGACAGACAUAAAACAGCAGAAGUAUGAAAACAGCAUGGAGAGAGAUUCCAAAAAACUGCUUGAAUCCAAUAGAACCUUGAUUCUCAAGAUGGCUCAACUGGCUUUCAGACAGCUGAUAAGGGGCAAUGUGAUGUUCUAUGAAGAGGACCUGAGAGAAUGCAGUAUCGAUGUCACUGAGGCCUCAGUGAACUCUGGGAUUUGCACUGAGAUAUUUAAGGUUGAAUCUGGAUUGUAUCAGAGGAAGGUCUACUGCUUUGUGCAUUUGAGCUUUCAAGAGUUCCUGGCUGCUUUGUAUGUGUUUUACUGCUAUGUGUGCAAGAAGAUGGAAGUACUGAAGUUUUUCUUACAUGAUAGUUAUGAGCACGGUGACAGUGAGUUCUCUGGAAGUCUUUCUCAGUCUAUUAAUGCUCCACUAGAACAGUUGCUGGUAGGAGCAGUGGAUAAAGCUUUAAGGAGUGAGAAUGGGCACCUGGAUCUUUUCCUCCGUUUCCUGCUAGGCAUCUCGCAGGAGUCCAAUCAGAGGCUCCUACAAGGCCUUCUGAUACACAAACAAAGCAGCUCAGAGAGCAUUGAGAAAACCAUACGAUACAUCAAGAAAUUGUUCAAAGGAUAUAAAUAUGAAGAAUAUGCUGAAGAAUACCGCAGACAUUGUAUCUCAACUGACAAAUCCAUCAAUCUUUUCCUCUGUCUUUCUGAACUGAAUGACCAGUCUCUUGCUAGAGAGAUUCAUGAAUAUCUAAAAUCUGGAACACGCUUAGAAGAGAAGCUCUCUGCUGCACAAUGUUCAGCAAUAGCCUACAUGCUGCAGUCAUCUGAGGAAGCUCUGGAUGAGUUUAACCUGAAGAAAUACAACACAUCAAUAGAGGGUUAUAGGAGACUAAUCCCAGCCUUAAGCAACUGCAGGAAGGCUAUACUAGCUGGUUGCAAUCUCACCAUAAACUUCUGUGAAUUGUUGGCAUUGGCUCUACAAUCAGCAAAUUCCUGCCUGAAAGAGCUGGACCUUAGUAACAAUGACCUGCAAGAUUCAGGAGUUGGGCUUCUUGUUGCUGGACUAAAGUGUUCACAUUGCAACCUCGAGGUACUCAGAUUAGCCAGAUGUAAUCUCACUGUGGAGUCUUGCAAAUCUCUCACAUCAGCUCUACAAUCAGAAAACUCUUCCCUAAUGGAGCUGGACCUCAGUAACAAUGACCUGGAGGAUUCAGGGGUGGACAUGCUCGCAAACGCACUAAAGAGUUUACAGUGUAAACUGAAGAUACUCAGAUUAGUGUUCUGCAAUCUUGGGGAACAGGUUUGUGAAAAUCUGGGAUCAGUUUUACAACAGGAAAACUCUUCCCUGAAAGAGCUGGACCUCAGUAACAAUGACCUUCAGGAUUCAGGAGUGAAGCUGAUUGCUGCUGGACUGAAGAGUUCAUAUUGCAAACUGGAAAUACUCAAAUUAUCAGGUUGUUUGGUCACAGAGAGGGGUUGUUCUUUUCUGUCUUCAGCUCUGACUUCACAUUCCUCACACCUGAAAGAACUGGAUCUGACCUACAACUACCCAGGAGAAUCAGGAGUAAAGCUGCUCUCUGCUAAACUGGAGGAUCCACACUGCAAACUGGAGACCCUCAGGGUGGAACAUGGAGAGAUAAUCAGGAUUAAACCAGGACUAAAUAAAUAUGCCUGUGAGCUCACUCUGGACCCAAACACAGCACACACUUCUCUCACUCUGUGUGAGGGGAACAGAAGGGUGGUGUGUGUGAAAGAGCAGCAGUCGUAUCCUGAUCAUCCAGAAAGAUUUGCUGAUCUUCAGCAGGUGCUCUGCAGAGAGAGUCUGACUGGACGCUGUUACUGGGAGGCUGAAUGGAAUGGACUUUCUGCUAUAGCAGUCUCAUAUAAAACAAUCAGCAGGAAAGGAAGCAGUGAGGACUGUGUUCUUGGGUCCAAUGAAAAGUCCUGGAGUCUGUACUACAUAAAUGACAGUUACUUGAUCAGGCACAAUGGGAAGGAUGUUGUCAUACCUGCCCCUUCCUCCAGCUCCAAUAGAGUAGGCAUCUAUGUGGACUGUCCAGCUGGCAGUUUGACCUUCUACAGCAUCUCCUCUGAUUCGCUGACCCACUUGCACACAUUGCAGUCCAAUUUCACUGAACCCCUCUAUGCAGGGUUUUGGGUUUCACAUGAUUCCUCAGCGUGCGUGUCGUUCCAUGAAAAGAGUGCCAUUUAAGUCCAUAACAUUUGAUGUCUUAUAUGAGAGCCAGUUUACACAUUGUAUUAACAUGUGUUUUGUGUCUGGAUUGUAUCUGAAUUUACUUUGGAAGGAUACCAUUUAUACCUUUCACUUAAAUGUGUCCCCAGUGCGACCAGAUAGGAUCCGAUUUUUUUGACCAUGUAAAAAGUAUCGACCCCAUUUUACUUUUGUUUACUUUUUUGUCUGUCAUUAUUCAUUGGCCCAGAGUGCAAGGAGGCACUCGAUUUGUGGAAAACUCCAGCCUCAUACAUCCUCCAGUUGUUUGUUCAUCCUCUCACCUGUUUGUCGCAUGUCCACUCAUGUAAUUGUAUAAGGAUAACAAAGAUGUAUUCUGUUUACACCUGUGUUAAAUAUGGUCAAAAUUUGACUCUGACUACCUCCAAAUGUGGUUCAGUGAUCUGAUUGUAAUCCAACUACAAUGCAUCCUGGGAGUAUUUACAUCUGGCUUUUCAUGCAGUCAAAUGAAAUCUGAAAGUUAUCUGACACAAGCCCUUACAGACAUAAAAUCACCUAAUAUGUGUUUUUCGAACUUAAGUAUAUGAAUUCAAGGUUCA
This is a messenger RNA of Colossoma macropomum (tambaqui), 4458 nucleotides long. RefSeq names its product NACHT, LRR and PYD domains-containing protein 12-like. NCBI's taxonomy places the organism in Eukaryota, Metazoa, Chordata, Actinopteri, Characiformes, Serrasalmidae. The coding region runs from base 344 to 3880 and encodes 1178 amino acids. Gene Ontology annotation, molecular function: protein binding. The transcript is spliced from 11 exons. The record is from RefSeq and is a predicted model, not a curated record.